Messenger RNA from Eleginops maclovinus (Patagonian blennie), 3121 nucleotides. RefSeq names its product anoctamin 10a (gene ano10a). Lineage: Eukaryota; Metazoa; Chordata; Actinopteri; Perciformes; Eleginopidae. The record is from RefSeq and is a predicted model, not a curated record. Bases 188 to 2203 code for a protein of 671 amino acids. The transcript has 15 exons.
CUUUAAAGCUUAAUUAUAUACGCCCGUGAAGCUUCUGUCUCCGUCCAUCGCAGCGUUACUUGUCUUAGAUGUAACAUAAAACAAGCGCACCCCACUACUGUGCUGAGGCAGUGCGGAAGUGUUUUAAUGAACAUUUCCUAAACAUUGCUGAGCAGAGGACAGAGCUGGUGCCCUGGGCUCGGGGGAGAUGGUGCCAGGUGUGUCCACAGACGGCAGCACCACCAGCUUCACUCCUCUGGUGGUGCUGGAGCUCGCCUCUGACACCAAGCAGGAGGCCAUCGCGUGGCUCCUGAGCAGGAUCAGAGACCCGCAGCGGACUGGAGGCGCUGAGCUGCUAGUGGAGCAGCUGGGCCCCGGCGAUGGGGGCUCAGAGAAGGAAAACCCCAACCUAUUCUUGGUGGGGGCCACAUGGGAUAGGCUGCUCUCUGGGGCUGAGGAGGUGGGCCUCUUCAAGGAGUUCAGUGAUGGAUCCAUGAGAGGCUUCACCUGCGCCAACAAACACAACUUCAAACACUUUGAAGGGGACGGGGACUCCUUCCUCACAAUGGCUGAGUGUCAGUACAUCAUCAAACAUGAGCUCGACACACUCCGGGCCAAAGAUGAGACUCAUGUCCCAGGACACCCCCGGGCCAAGCUGUACCCUGGGAAAUCUAUCAUUCGCAGACUGCAGUCCAAGGGGAUCCUGAUCCAAGUGUUUCCACUCCACGAGAAAGAGGAACUUAAGAGGCUGUCUUACGCUUGGUACCAGAAGAUGAAGUUGUCCUUUCAGCCUCUGGAUGACAUCAGACACUACUACGGCGAGGGUCAGGCGCUCUACUUUGGAUUCCUGGAGUACUUCACCUUCGCCCUGGUGCCUUUGGCUAUGAUUGGCGUGCCUUACUACCUGUUUGACUGGGAGAACUACGACAAAUACGUCGUCUUUGCUGUGUUCAACUUGGUCUGGUGCACUGUUAUCCUGGAGUUAUGGAAGCGCUGCAGCACCUCUCUAGCCUACAGCUGGGGCACGCUGAGCAGGAAGAAAGCCUUCGAAGAGCCUCGCCCCGGUUUCCACGGCGUGCUCGGCUUCAACCCCGUGACGGGCCGCGAGGAGCCCCUCUACUCCAACACCAAGAGGCAGCUGCGCAUCUACCUGGUGUCCCUGCCCUUCGUCCUGCUCUGCCUCUACCUGUCCCUCUACGUCAUGAUGAUCUACUUCCUGAUGGAGGGCUGGGCGCUGUCCGUCCACGACGAGGAGCCCACGUUCUGGACGGGGAUCCUGCUGUUCAUCCCAAGUGUUAUCUAUGCUGUCGUCAUAGAGAUCAUGAACCUGGUGUACAGAUACGCUGCUGAGUUCCUCACUGAGUGGGAAAACCACAGGCUGGAGUCUUCCUAUCAGAAUCACCUGGUCCUCAAAGUAUUAGUAUUCAACUUCUUCAACUGCUUCGCCUCGCUCUUCUACAUCGCAUUCGUGAUGCAGGACAUGGUGCUGCUCCGACAGAGUCUGGCCACCUUGUUGAUCACCAGUCAGAUCUUGAAUCAGGUCAUGGAGGCCUUCCUGCCCUACUGGCUCCAGAGGAGACGCAACAAGAAGAUGAUGCGUAAGGUCCAGAAGAGAAAAGCCAUGGCUGACGCAGAGCUCCCUCUGGCUGAGCAGGUCCGGCUGGAGGCCGACAUGAGCACGUACUUGGGCACCUUUGACGACUACCUGGAGCUGUUCCUGCUGUUCGGCUACGUCAGUCUGUUCUCCUGCGUCUACCCUCUGGCUGCUGUGCUGGUGGUGCUGAACAACAUCACAGAGGUGUACUCUGAUGCCUUCAAGAUGUGCCAUGUAUUCAAACGGCCCUUCUCUGAGCCGGCGGCCAACAUCGGAGUUUGGCAGCUAGCAUUUGAGGCCAUGAGCGUGAUUGCUGUGGUGACCAACUGCUCGCUGAUCGGCAUGUCUCCACAAGUCAAGGCCUACUUCCCCGAGUCAGAGAUGCAGCUGAUCCUGUGGACGGUGGCUAUUGAGCACGGACUGCUGGCCUUCAAGUUCAUCCUGUCCUUCAUCAUCCCAGACGUCCCCAAACACAUCCAGAUCAAGCUCUCCCGCCUGGAGUUCGAAUCCCUGGAGGCCCUCAAGAAAAAAAGGCAGCUCUAUGUAGGAAAAUGCUUGAAGCCUCAGAGCUCACUAAGGGGAUCCAGUAAGGAGGUGAGGAGGCAAGGAGGUGAGGAGGCAAGGAGGUGAGGAGGCAAGGAGGCGAGGAAGAGUUAAUGGACCUCCGGCCUCCGCUGCACACAGCUUUAACACAUCACUCCCUCGUAUAUGUUUCUUACGCUGCUUAUAUGCACUGCAUCGCUGGAUGGAGACUGCGUGUUUCACUGUCUGUAAUCACGGUUCAUAUUACAGUGCAUUAACGGUUUAUGUUGGGGGGGGGGUGGGGGGGGGGGGGUUUGAAGUCCCAAAUGAUUGCUGCAAUAUUAAUUAAUACUGGGCUUUGGGAUUAUGCAAAUGUUAAAGUUCUAACUCUGAGUUGAAGGGGAUGGUGUGAACACAGGAAAGCAAACGUUCAGGGUUAAAGGUCAUCGGCAGGGAGACAGUGGCCAAAAGAUUCUAAUAAGAAACCAAACGCAUAAUUAUAAUGUAUGUAAUUACUACUUGAGUGGGAUGUCCCACUCAAUUAAAAUACAGAAUUCUAUUGCUCAAAAAUAUAUAAUAUGUUGUUGCUCAGAUUUAGUUUUUUUUUGUUCAAAAAACAUAGUAACUAAAUCUACCUUGAGCACAGCGUUUGAAGUUGGAGCUUUAAAUUUUAAUGAAUGACUUUGAAGUUGCUUUCUUGGAAUAGAAACCAUAUAAAAUCAGAUUUUGGAAUAUAAAGGUUUUACUUCCCUUAAAUCAGUGGUUUAUAGAUUUCAAAUGGAGGUGUUAUGUAGGGAUUAAAUCCCACUAUUCAGUAUUCAGAAGCUUAUAAAAUAAUAAAAUAAUGCCUCAGACUGAUCAAGACAGACAGGCUGUGUGUUGGGCCUUUACCUCAGGUGUAGACGAGUACUCAGUGCCUUGAAAUGCAACGCCUAUCUCUUUGUGUGUUUCUGUGUUUACAUGUCCUAAUAAUGUAUUUCAGUGGUGAUGGGAAUAAAGCAGAUUAAAAGCUUCUAAACAAGAAAA